Messenger RNA from Penicillium alfredii, 246 nucleotides. RefSeq lists its product as uncharacterized. The transcript has a single exon. Lineage: Eukaryota; Fungi; Ascomycota; Eurotiomycetes; Eurotiales; Aspergillaceae. The record is from RefSeq and is a predicted model, not a curated record. Bases 1 to 246 code for a protein of 81 amino acids.
AUGAUGAUGUGCUUCUAUUCGGCACAGAUUCACCUGCGAAAGCUUCUUAACCGCGUCUACAUGGACCUGUACAAUGCCCAGAAGCAGGGCCAAAUGCGGUGGUUAUCCGUAGGAUCGAAAAUCGAAGCGGAGGGCCCGGCACGAUCCACUGAGGUGUGCACGGAGAGCAUCGCAAAGAAACAAACCAUCGAUACUGGGAAAUACCGUGUUGAACGAGGAAACCCCAAGCCAUCAUUGAAAAUUUGA